GAGGGGCAUUUAGGCGCACCCAAUCAAAACCGCUAAAAGCCUAAAACCCUGCAACUUUUCCUCUCUGUGGACGGAACUGCUUGCUAUUCCCAAAAAAAAAAAAAAUGGAAACCCUAGAAGACGAACAAUCGGAUGAUCGAUCGGCGCAGAAAGCCAAAAAUUCAUUCCCUGAGGAAAUAAUCGAAGAUAUCCUUUCCAGACUCCCCGUGAAAUCCAUCCUCCGAUUCAAAUCUGUCUCUAAACCAUGGCUAUCGCUCAUCUCCGCUCCAUCAUUCCACAACCUCCACUCCACCGUUGCCCCCCGUACCACCGCUUUCUUUUUUACCGCUCGCGAUUCAUCCACAGGCACACGAUACUUCUUCUCCGGUGCUAAUGACGGUGGAUCAGUAGCUAAUCUCAUGAAACUCGACAACACUGUCUUCGACGCAGCCCAUAACUUUGCCGAACAUUUGAAGGGGUUAGUAUGUUUUACUUCCCGGGAUAGUCUUUGUGGUAAACUGUAUGCUUUUGUUUUUAACCCUACCACACACAAGUUUUUCAAACUCCCUGACCCUCCUGUUCCCUUACGGAAUUACACUGAUGAAAACAAGGGUGAUUAUUACUUGUUUGGGUUCGAUGAAUUAAGUAAUGAACACAAAGUUUUGUACAUUGAUGUUGAAUCGAUUAAACCUACUACAAUUGAGAUUAUGAUUUUCUCCUUCUCAAAUUACUCAUGGAGAAAGAUCGAGGUCGAUCUUCCUCUUGGUAUCAGUGCCUGGCGUUGUUUCGUAUAGUGUUUGUGUCAAUAGCACCAUACAUCUGUUGCUUCGAAAGCCACUUCAAAUUUUGGCAUUCAAUUUAACAACAGAGAUGUUUUCCAUUAUUAACAUGCAUCCAGAGGCGGUAACGGAGUCCAUAUGUCCUGAUGCACAGUUCGUUAAAAUCAAUGGCUUAAUAGGUGUAGCUUGUUUUGAUACCUGGAUCGUGGACGGAAGAAACAAAAUGGACAUUUGGAUGUUGCAAGAUUAUCAGAAUCAAGUUUGGGUCAGAGAAACCAUUUGGUUAGCUUCCAAGUCUUGGAUCAGAUAUGGGGAAGGUGACCCUUACCCAUCUGAUUCUAUCAAUAUGGACGAGAUUAUCUUUAGCCCAAGGGUGUUGUCUGAGAAUUUGAUCAGCGUACCCAUCUAUAACAUGAAGGCUAGAUGUUUUAAAUCAAUUGAACUCACUCUUGGUCAUCGAUUUCUAUCCCCAAAAUCGGUGAGGGUGGAGGAAAUCAAGUGUUAUGUUGAAAGCCUCAUUCCCUUACAGAACUAGCAUGCAUUCAUUUCUGGAAUUCAGGUUUACAUUUUGUUGCUAUCUUGUUAAUGAACAUGUACUUGUAAAGUUUCUGCUGAUGCUGCUCUUAUGUUAAAUAGUAUUCGGAAUCUUGUAUCCCUAUGCAAAUUUUGCUGUGUGAAAUGCUAGCAAUCUGCUUUACAAAAUCAA
Messenger RNA from Helianthus annuus (common sunflower), 1464 nucleotides. Its product is annotated as putative F-box protein At3g10240. Gene Ontology annotation, molecular function: protein binding. Bases 105 to 773 code for a protein of 222 amino acids. Lineage: Eukaryota; Viridiplantae; Streptophyta; Magnoliopsida; Asterales; Asteraceae. The transcript has a single exon. The record is from RefSeq and is a predicted model, not a curated record.